Tachysurus vachellii is the source of this 3995-nucleotide messenger RNA. It is a transcript of the gene stk35, whose product is annotated as serine/threonine kinase 35. Gene Ontology annotation, biological process: positive regulation of autophagy; autophagy; axon extension. The coding region runs from base 126 to 1331 and encodes 401 amino acids. Gene Ontology annotation, cellular component: cytoplasm; autophagosome. Gene Ontology annotation, molecular function: ATP binding; protein serine/threonine kinase activity. The record is from RefSeq and is a predicted model, not a curated record. The transcript is spliced from 3 exons. NCBI's taxonomy places the organism in Eukaryota, Metazoa, Chordata, Actinopteri, Siluriformes, Bagridae.
CACGCCCCCAUUCAGAUGCUAAAGCGUUAGCUGAGGACGGUUGUGUUAUUGUUUACGUCCGUGAAACGACGCGAUGGGGAAUAAAAGAGAAGGAAAACUGUUAAAAUAACAAGUAGCUCUAAGUCAUGAAAGUGAUGGAGUUACGCAACGCGACACGGAGACAUUUAGUUCUACGGAGCGGGAGACGGAGCUGCAGUAGAAACGCCAGCAUGAAGCGGGACGACGUGAAGGUUCUGAGGUCCCUCACAGACGCGACCCCCCGCUUUACCUCAGGCUCGUCCGCGCGUGUCCGCCUGCAGAAACCCGUCAUGCUCGUGCCCCCGCGAUACAACCUGCUCCGGGAGGUCGGGCGGGGAAGCUACGGGGUCGUGUACGAGGCCGCGGCCCGGAAAGGCGGCGCCCGGGUGGCGGUGAAGAAGCUGCGCUGCGACGCACCGGAGAAGGUCGAACUGGCCCUGGCUGAGUUUUGGGCCUUGGCGAGUUUGGAGAAGAAACACGAGAACAUCGUGCAGUUAGAGGAGUGCGUGCUGGAGAGGAACGGAAUGGCGCAGAAAAUGAGCCACGGGAACAAAAGAUCCAAACAGUAUUUACGUUUAGUGGAAACUUCAUUAAAAGGUGAGCGUAUCCCUGGUUAUCCUGAGGAACCGUGCUACCUCUGGUUUGUAAUGGAGUUCUGCGAAGGUGGGGACCUGAACCAGUACAUCCUCUCACGGCUGCCGGACCCACGAACUAACAGGAGCUUUAUGAAGCAGCUGACCAGCGCCGUGGCCUUCCUACACAAGAACAACAUCGUCCACCGUGACCUCAAACCCGACAAUAUCCUGAUCUCACACAGAUUCGGCACGCCCAUCGUCAAGGUGGCCGACUUCGGACUGAGCAAGGUGUGUGCCGGGCUCGGGUGCGUAGAACACGGGUCUGAAGGCCCCAUCGAAAAGAAUGUCAACGUCAACAAGUUCUGGUUGUCGUCAGCAUGCGGUUCGGACUUCUUCAUGGCGCCCGAGGUAUGGGAGGGCCACUACACGGCGAAGGCGGACAUCUUUGCGCUCGGCAUCAUCAUCUGGGCUAUGCUUGAGCGGAUCACGUUUAUUGAUGGGGAGUCGAACCGUGAGCUCUUGGGCACGUACAUCCGUCAGGGCAGCGAGAUCGUGCCAGUUGGCGAGGCGCUGCUCGAGAACCCGAGGAUGGUUCUACACAUCCCACAGAAACCACGUAGCUCCAUGUCCAACGCGGUCCGGACGCUUCUGCACGACAUGCUGGCCGCUAAUCCGGAGGACCGACCGGACGCCUUCCAGCUCGAGCACAGGAUGGACCAAGUCACGUGUGCCACAUGAACCAGAACAGAUGAACUCCAAGCUGAGUUUCAGGUUCGAGAGCGGCGCGAGUGUCCGACCGCUCGGUGAGACGGAGAACAGGAUCCGCGAGUCUCAGAACUGUGAAGCACGUCUCAGUACGAGGACAGGAAAUUAAACUCUUCAGUUUGUGAUGGAAAUCAGCCCAGGGCUCAGAAAUCCAACAAACGAUCGUGUCUGACAUUUCUGCAUGUCUGCUCUUCAGUUCUUUUCACACUUAAAUAUAAGUUAUAUAUAUAUUUUGUUUAAUUGGAAAAAAAAUGGCUUUUCUUUUGUAUCGGUCACACCGUUAUUCGGGACCACAGACAGGAGAAAAGACGACAUGUUGCACUUUGUUGUAUUCGUCACCGCUGCACUUUCCACAACAAAGAGCGUCUACGGACGACGUCCCGGAUUCUACAACGUUCUUAGGGAUAUUGAGGAAUGUUCAGGAGUCAGCGUGGGAGUAAUAACAGUCAUGGAAAGGCGUACUGUGAACAAAGUAAUGAGAACACUUAAUCCGGUGUGCGUGUGUGUGUGUGUGUGGGGGGGGGGGACUUGUAGGGCUCAACAACAGCUUCCUGUUUCAUGAAAUUACUCCUGUGCCUUAUUUCCUUUCUUUCUUUUUUUUUUUUUUUUAAUAUUCGUCUCAGAUACGGUAUGUUUUCAGCUGACUCUUCACUUACAGAAAAGGACGACACUUUACAAAAGGUUUUCAGUGCUCUCUGGGAUUUUAUUUUUACAUACUUUUAAGUUGUUGUUUUUUUUUUUUAUUUCAUGUAUAAAAAUUUGCAUAUUCUAAAAUACGCACAUUAAUCGUUUGUUCGUUGCGCAGGAUAACGAUCCGAGUAGGACGUUCAAAGCUCGUAGGAUUGUUUGUCAUCACGUAUCUCUGCACAUACAGGAAAUCCAUUUAAAUUAGCUUACAAAGUUUGAAAAACGCCAUAAUGAAUGUAUUGAAAUGAAACUGCAAGGGGAAAAAAAAACAAAUAACAGUCCACACGAUUAACGCUGUUCACGUGGAAACAUUAAAAACAGCGUAUAACUACAUGUGGACUUCCACCAUCCAAUCAGCUGCAAGUUCACGGAGACCAUUCUGCUCUAAAGCUUUCUCUAAAACCAACGUACCUGCGUCGGGUCAGGUUGACCAGCCUUAGAACAAAAUAACACUAUAUGACCAACAGUAUAGCCCCUCAAACCCCCCCACCCCCAUGACCGUUACACCCUGUACAUGGCUCUUCUUCAAACUGUUACAACAAAUCUUAAAAAAAAAAAAAAACCCACAAUUGUCACGAAGAGCUUUGAAUGCUUCAGAUUUACAGUUUAUCUUCACUGGACCUAAGAUUCCCAAACGCCGCUCCAGCAUGACGGUGUCCCUGUGCACAAAGCUGCUGAGGACCAUGAAGACGUCUCAACAUCCCGACAACGAAUGAACACUAAUUCUCACAGACGUGCUCCGACGUCUCGCGGAAAGUCUUCCACUAAAUAAUUUAUACAGAGGGGAACGAGAUGUUCACUAAGAUCGUAUAGGUGUAGUGGUUGGGGGUGCACAUACUUUUGUGCAUGUCGAAAACAGUGUUUACAGACAAACAUGCAUCUUUAUGACCUUUCAGUUGCGUAAAUUAUGAAAAGGGAAAUCGACGGCGUCCAGUUUGGGGAAUUCUAUUUUAUUGACGAUUUAAACAGACAAUUUUUAUGAUUCUUGGGAAACCGAGUCAGUAGAAGUUGUACAUCGAAUGUGAACACGCCGCUUCCCCCUGAACGUGUCUGACGAAGGUUUUGUGCCUCUUUCUCACGUUGUGAACGUGUUUAUUUCCUGGUUUACUUGUUCAAUGGUUCUACCUCAUUUUUUUCACCGGGUUCUUGAUGUCGUGUCGGCGGCCGAUUAUUUUGCUAUAACGGCACGGCGGAUUUGAGCUACAUUAGUUUCGUAGCUCCUGUGAUGUCUAGCUAAAUAACAAACAAACAAACGAACGAACAAAUAAAAGUAAAUAUGAUACCACACGUGACCUGGAUGAUCCGUAGGUCUGGAAAAUGUAUUUCCAAAUUUUGGUGUUACAAUUAUCAUCUUCUAUUAAAGUGAAAAGUGUUGAGUUGGUGUUUGGUUUGUUUUGUUUAUUUUUUUUUUAAUACAUGUGUGUAUUUCAUCAUAAAUACCUCUUACCUGAGGCCAGCUACUGCUCUUCACGACUCCUGACACGUUCGUUACAGAAUGUACACUCACUGGGACGUUCUUGUGUCUUUCAUCGUCGUCGAUCUUUUACCGCGUCAGCAACCGAUGCUCUAAAUACCUCAAACCAUCAUCACAUCACAUCCUGUUCUCAUCCUCUUUUCCUUUAGUCACCAUGAAAUUUCCUCAGAUAAAAUGUUUGCGGGUCAAACGCACGCGCUGUCAGUUACACGGCGGGCUAAAGGGAAGGGGCGGAAAUUUCCGGACGAACCGCUGUGAACAGAGAGCUUAACACUUGACCUUCAGAUAUUUCUUUGUUCUGUUCAGAUUAUCAUGGCGUAAUGUUUUUCAUCCACAUGGUCACGUCAGCUUAAGUGAUUUAGUCAUGAUUCUGUUAAACACUCAAAAUUUCUGUGAAGUAUUUGUUCACUAUCAUGAAAGCUGUCUGUCAUGUACGUAUUUUUUUUUUCCCUAAAUAAACGAACAAUUAAAUAAAA